Fopius arisanus is the source of this 1178-nucleotide messenger RNA. It is a transcript of the gene Dysb, whose product is annotated as Dysbindin. The transcript has 5 exons. Gene Ontology annotation, biological process: negative regulation of protein kinase activity. Lineage: Eukaryota; Metazoa; Arthropoda; Insecta; Hymenoptera; Braconidae. Bases 112 to 843 code for a protein of 243 amino acids. Gene Ontology annotation, cellular component: cytoplasm. The record is from RefSeq and is a predicted model, not a curated record.
UUCUCCAGCUGAUUGCCUCUCAAACAAAAACUAACCUGCAACAACAAAAUGUCACACGCUGCUGCACAUCACAGACUGUAUAUUUAAUUUUAUUCAAUCACAAAUGCAAAUAUGUUUGGGACUUUGAGAAGUAAAUUCCAAACUGUACAGGAUGGCAUAUCUGCGAGUCUGAGGGGAUUCUCACUAUCAGAUAGUCCAAAAACUAAAAAAUCUCUACACGUUGGGAAAGUGAAUUAUGGAGCUGGAGCAGAUAUUUUGCACCACUUCCAGCUACAGUGGAAUGAGUUGCACGAACUUGCCGAAGAGAAUGCAACGAAAUCACGUGAGGUGGAUAUUUUGAUCGGUGGAAUUUACGAGAGGCUUGACAGACAGUGGAGUAGUAUCAAUAUUUUGAAUGGAACAUUGGCAGCAAUACCAAAAAUUAAUAACGACAUCCAGAAUUUGAUGGAUCAAAUAGGUUCGUUGGAAGAGGCUUUUGAGGAAGUUGAAGCUGCACUCUACAGACUGGAAGAUCUCAAUGAGACUUUGGAGCUCCAGAAUAGGCAACUCGACCAUAGAUUUCAGUUGGCUUUGUACAAGGAGAAAAAAUUGGCAGAGUUAGAUUCUGUCAGAGCUGAGCUAGCUCGAGACCAUAAGGAGAGAGUUCUUCAACAGGAAUUAAGGCAACAAAAAACGUUGAAAGAGAGACAAGAGACAUUUGACAAGGUCUUCCAAGGAGAAUUGGAGAAUUACAAAGUCACCGGCUCUGUACCGAAAAUUGUAUCCCCUCAUAAAGGUCCAACACUGGAGGAAAUUGUUUUGGAGAACGAUUCAACUGAUUUCGAUGAAUUUCUAGAGAGCUAAAGAUAUAAAAAUUACUUAACAUUUAUCAUUGUGAUCAUUGAGCUUAUCUAUUUUAUGAAAAAUUCCUUUUAUAAUAGAUUGCGUAGAAGUUAAAUGGCGACCGCCCUUUAUUUGCUAUUUUCCUGCACUUUAUUUGUAUAGAUUCAAUAACAAUAUAAAAUUGCAAAAUUUUCAAAUUUAAGUUCCUAUUAUUUGAAGCCUGAAGAUUCAGUCCUUUAGAAAAAAAAGCAUGCACUGAAUGCAAAUCGGAUGUAAAUCGACAUUUGUUCAUAUUUUAGAAAGAUAUAAUAUGCUGGAAAAAAUGUUUCAAUACAAAAGUUGUGAAGACUUCUUUA